Molecule: messenger RNA, 2353 nt
Organism: Harpia harpyja (harpy eagle)
Lineage: Eukaryota; Metazoa; Chordata; Aves; Accipitriformes; Accipitridae
Gene: IL10RA
Product: interleukin 10 receptor subunit alpha
Exons: 7
Coding region: 86-1882 (598 amino acids)
Molecular function (GO): protein binding
Source: RefSeq, a predicted model, not a curated record
AAAAACAAGUGUUCAGCAACCCGCCAGAGCAGAGCUCGGCACCCUGCUCGCCCAGCCCAGCGCCCGGAGAGGAUGCUAAGCCGGCAUGGCCCCCUCCACCACAGCCCUGGCACUGUUUGUGGCACUGCUCCUUGCCUGGCGGACGGACGGUGAGAAGCUGGCGAGCCCCACGCACGUGCGCUUUGCUGCAAAGAUAGCGCAUCACCUGCUGCGGUGGGAGCCAGGACACAACCCUCCCAGCAAUGUCCGCUACGAAGUGGAGUACAAAGUCUACGGCACGAAUUUCUCCUGGACAGCCAUCCCAAACUGCAUGAAGAUCUUGGGGCACUCGUGCGACCUCACAUACUACACCCUGGAUCCUGCCCUGCGCUACUAUGCACGGGUCAGGGCCGUGUCCAGAAACCACACGUCCCCGUGGCAAAGGACCAACUCUUUCUCCCCGCAAGAAGCCAGCCUGCGCCUGUCAGGCCAGAGCCUCUCUGUGACAGGCAACACCAUCCACGUGCAGCUGCAGCUGCUCUUCAGGGCGGGCAACCUCACUGUGAAAUACGACGACAUACAGAAGCACACGAGGCGAUACCGGGUGUAUGUCAGGAGGGCACAGGACAAUCGGACGUACGAAGUGGUGGAGACCACCCCAGAGUUCAACGUCAGCAAUCUCUUCUGGCACACGGAGUACUGCAUCAGCGUGGAGCCCGACGUGGCCAGCCGGCACACCCGCACCACGCGCACCAACGAGCAGUGUGUCACCAUCGGCGAGAGAGACAGGAGCGCAGAGCUUGUCCUGAGCACCGUCAGCUCCUCCUUCAUCACCCUGUUGCUCUUGGGUCUCCUGGGGGCUCUGCUGGUGUGCACCUACAUAAAGAAACCCAUGAGGCCACCGUCCGUCCUGAAGUCUUUCAUAAAACAGAGCUCGCUCUGGGUGGAGCAGGAAUCCUCAUCCUCAGGCAGCCCGGACGCAGAUCCUGUCCAGCAGCUGUUCCUGUGCCAGAAGGAGCCCCAGCAGGACAGUGGCCCUGACGGCAGCACCGGCACAGCCCAGCUGCCCGUGGAGAAGGGCUGGAGGCUCCCAGCAUGGCCCGAGGACUGGGUAUGCCUGCUGGGGCUGGAGGCCAGGGGGAGCGGAGACAGCAGCUGCACCAGCACUGACAGUGGCAUCUGCCUGCACACCUCCUCCUCCGAACUGAGCUGCUCCUCAGGCCCUGAGCCCCAGGGCUACAAGCGGCAGCUGCCCACUGGCGACGACAGCGGCAUGGGCUUGGAGAGCGCCUGCCCUCGCCCCACGUGCUCCUCCGGCAGCAGGAACGCCAGCCCUGCGGAGGCCAGGCAGCCCUGCAGAGGGGAGCUCAGCCUCUCCCCUGCCGCCGGCCAGGACGGCCAGCAAGUCGUGGAGUUCCGCGGGUACCUGCAGCAGUCCAAGGGCAUGGUGGAGCCGAGGCAGGACCCAGCCAAGGGGCUACCCUUCUCAGGCUGUGCAGGAUCCCCGCAGGACCCUGGCAGCACUGACGUCGUGCUGGAUGUAGAGUGCUCCGAGCUGGCUGUGGCCAAAGGGUACUUGAAGCAGUUCUCUCCCGAGCAUCCCCGCAGCCACGCACAGGACCUUGCUCCAUGGGGCACCCCUCGGGAGCCCACUGCCUGGGACUUUUCCAGCCAGGUGGGGCCCCAAGCCCCGACUCUGCUGAGCUAUGGGGCUCCAGGUGCUCCCUCGGCCUCCAAAGCCAGCCCCGAGCUCCUGAAAGCUCCCUUUGACCUGAGCAUCUUCAACACUGACCUCCUGGGGACGCUGCCCCUCACCUCCAGCCUCAGCACCAACAAGUGGCUCACGCUGCAAAUCAACCCCCUGAGCCUGCUCAACGGGGACAGCAAGGACAGCCGCCUGUGAGCCAUCCCCGUGCUGGGGAGCGGGUGCCUGCCAGCCCCACACGCUGUCCCAACUACCUCUUCUAGCCACUGCCCACGGGGAGCAGCUACUCCGAUAAGCUACCGCCGACCCCUGAAUGUUAACGCAUCAAACUGAGCAGUGCCCCAGCCGAUAUUUGCCCGAGAAGCACCAGCUCAGCUACUUAUGGGGCUGCUUUGGCCCCGGUACUGCUGUGGCCAGCCUCCAGCGUGCCCUGCACCUUCCCUCCAGCCAGUCUCUGGUGUAAAGCUGAUGAUACACAGGGAUGGACUGCACUGGAGGGCCUCGCCCCCGCCUCCUCUGACCACCAAGGAUACACACCAGGAUGUUGCCAAAGGGCGAUCCUGCCUUGUCUGCCCUCCCCAGCAGCCCAGCGUGGGCCAUGCAGCCCCUGGGCUCAAGGCCACUCUUGGGGCCGGAGCCGGGGCCAGCCCUGUGCUUCCCCUCCCCGCU